GCAGGGCUUUUUGUUACGGCUUACCUUCCUCGAAUCUUGAUCCAUCACAAUUCCAAGCAUGCUGCUGAAUUAGUGCUUCAGAAAACCAAUUACCACAGAGGGGACACUCCAUUCUCCUUUCAUAGUGGUUAUCCAGUGCUAUGUGUGAAUGGGAAAAGAUGGGUGAAAGGUUAAUCUGCUGGCUUAGUCUCUUUCUCUAACCAACGAACCUGUCUGUCCAGUAGAUCUAGCUCUGAUCACUGGAUCUCUGUUCCUGGUCUUCAGAUCACUCUUUCUUUGCUCCCAAUUAAUCUCUCUCUUUUAGAUCCCUCUUUAUAUAAUGAACUUCUCUCCCAACCAUUUGGAUCACUUUUUAGUCACUGUUCCCAGAGUGAACACAGCAGAUCUCCAGCCUCUCCCCAAUGCAUCUUCUUUUGAUCUCCUUCUGCACAAUGGCUUUUUCUCUGAUUAGUUUCAAAUAGAUCUCUCUCUCUCUCUCUCCCUCGCUCUCUCUCAGAUUUUGCUGUGGAGUUCCCAGAAUCGUCCCUCCCUUUACUCGUUAUGCACAUUCCUCAGCUGACUCUGUCUUCCUCUCUCCUCCUAUUGACAGACUAAAGUGCAACUGUGGAUUAUAGCUGACAUGUGCAAUCAGAUUACUGUAUUAUCAUUGUGUAGCUUGUGGAACUGUGAUGAGACUUACGGUGUUUCACAGACCAACUGAUGUAGCCAAGACAAGACAGCUUUGAAAAGAGGAUGUGUACUCCCACAGCAACAACUGCCCUCCAGAAAGCAGAGGAGAUAGAAAAAUUAGUCAAUAAAAGCCAAGAGGCCAUGUCAUUUGCAUAUUGUCCAUACAGCAAGUUCCCAGUAGGAGCUGCUUUACUGACUGAGGAUGGACGGGUGUUCACAGGCUGCAACAUUGAAAAUGCAUGUUACACAGAGGGAGUCUGUGCUGAAAGGGCAGCCAUUCACAAGGCUAUCUCAGAAGGUUUCCGAAAAUUCAAGGCAAUGGCUAUUUCUAGUCAUAAAUCAGACAACUUCAUUGCUCCAUGCGGUGCAUGCAGACAAGUCAUGAGAGAGUUUGGAACUAAGUGGGAAGUGCAUUUGACAAAACCAGAUAAAUCCUAUAAGACGAUGACCAUUGAAGAACUCUUGCCAAUGUCUUUUGGACCACAGGACCUGCCAACUGAAUAAUGAACAAUGUGCAAACAUGAGGAAUCGUUUAGGACAGUAAUCUUCAGCUCCAGAUGAUAAUAAGGAACCCUCAGCUUUAUUCUUAUUCUUAAUCAUUUUCUAGUCCAUUCAAUUACCAACUAAAAUGUAUCCAGAAAAUGUAGCAUGUUUCUGAAUUUGAUGCUUGAUAUAACAUUCAAACCAUGACCUCAGAAACUUCAACUUGUUCUGCAUUUACAAAAUAAAUGUAUUUCAUCCAA
Rhincodon typus (whale shark) is the source of this 1412-nucleotide messenger RNA. Its product is annotated as cytidine deaminase. Bases 733 to 1173 code for a protein of 146 amino acids. Gene Ontology annotation, molecular function: cytidine deaminase activity; zinc ion binding. Gene Ontology annotation, cellular component: cytosol. The record is from RefSeq and is a predicted model, not a curated record. NCBI's taxonomy places the organism in Eukaryota, Metazoa, Chordata, Chondrichthyes, Orectolobiformes, Rhincodontidae. The transcript has 5 exons.